CUUCUAGAACACUUUACGGCACUGUUGACAACAAACUGGUUGUCGUCUCAUCCAGUGGGUGUUCGCUGUUUGUGUCUCUCACUUGUAGUUAUGGUUUAGCUUUCAACAAACACUUUCAUUAAAUGAGUGUUUUCGAUUUGUUUCGCGGGUUCUUCGGGGUUCCUGGAGGCCAUUACCGCGGACGAAGGGACCCCUUCUUCGAUGCCAUGACUCAUGACGACGACGACGACGAUGAUGACGAUGAAGAUGGGUUCCGCUACGAUGGGUUCCGAGGGGAGCAGCAGGACCCCUUCGACAGCGCCUGGAGGUUUGGCUUCAGCUUCGGUCCGGACGGGAUGAGGAUCCAGGAGCCUCCUGGUUUUGGUCACGUCCUCAGGGAGAUGGAGGAGAUAUUUACCCAGCUCGGCCGCUGGGAAGGACGGCCAGAGUCUGGACACAGUGGUGUUCCCUUGCUGCCACCACCUCAGGACCGAGCAGAGAGGGGUGAAAGGGGGUCCAGUGGGAACCCCUUGAGAGAUUUUAUGCUCAAAUCCCCUGACAGUGACCCACGAGGACCCCCACCAGGGCCGUCUAGAGAGCCUAGAAACGAUGGCUACCCCUCUCAUGAGCCACCUGGCUCGCCAUUCCACGGCUGGACUCCAUUUUCUAAAUUUAAUGAUAUCUGGAAAAAGGGGCCACAGAGAGGUCCAGAGGAGGGGCCCAGAGAAGACAGAGAUCUGGACUCUGCAGUGUCCGCUGGAGGUCUGGAUCAGAUUCUGACGCCACCUGCUGGUCAGACACCGAACCAACCCAGGAGUCGAUCAUUCUUCCAGUCUGUCACUGUCACCAAGGUGGUGAAGCCUGAUGGGACUGUGGAGGAGAGGCGAACAGUUAGAGACAGUCAAGGCAAAGAAGAGACGACAGUGACCCAUUCAGGAGGUCCUGGGAGUCUGGAGGGACCAGACCAUCAAACUGGACCAGGCGGUCAGCAUCCAUUUUCGGACUUGCGGGACGACGACUCGUUAUUCUCCAAGUUCUUUGGAGGGUUUAGAUAACAUGUGACAGGAUGUAUGUUCUCUGGACUGCUUUGCUUUUGUCCAUUUCAAUCUGUGAGUGUUUCUCUAAAAGCUGUGAGUUUACAGAUUUGUAGGAUUUACAUAUGUGGACAGAACAACUGCAUGACCUACGAUUGCCAAAAUGAAUGAUUCAGAUCUCCGGCCUGUUUUUAAGAUGAAACCAAUAUGUUUUUCUCCCAGCCGAUCACAUUCCUUUAGAUUAGAACCUGCCAAUCCCGACUACUAGUGAUUCUGACAAGUUAAAACACAUCAGACACAAAACAGUACACAAAUACAUAUUUUAUUUUUUGAAUUGUCCUGUAGGAUAUGCUUGUAUGGGUGUGAGUGUGUGUGACAUGUGAAAUAAAGUCUUAAUAUAUUUA
Acanthopagrus latus (yellowfin seabream) is the source of this 1417-nucleotide messenger RNA. It is a transcript of the gene hax1, whose product is annotated as HCLS1 associated protein X-1. Gene Ontology annotation, biological process: negative regulation of apoptotic process; regulation of actin filament polymerization. The record is from RefSeq and is a predicted model, not a curated record. NCBI's taxonomy places the organism in Eukaryota, Metazoa, Chordata, Actinopteri, Spariformes, Sparidae. The transcript is spliced from 7 exons. Gene Ontology annotation, cellular component: actin cytoskeleton; sarcoplasmic reticulum; mitochondrion. The coding region runs from base 123 to 1034 and encodes 303 amino acids.